Molecule: messenger RNA, 3590 nt
Organism: Cuculus canorus (common cuckoo)
Lineage: Eukaryota; Metazoa; Chordata; Aves; Cuculiformes; Cuculidae
Product: OX-2 membrane glycoprotein
Exons: 5
Coding region: 50-1117 (355 amino acids)
Biological process (GO): regulation of immune response; negative regulation of macrophage activation
Molecular function (GO): cell-cell adhesion mediator activity
Source: RefSeq, a predicted model, not a curated record
GUCCCUAGAGCGAGAGCAAAGUGUAUAAAAAAAGGGGAAGCUGUGCACAAUGGAUCAGUCAUUUGCUUGUCUCGCUGAGGGUGCAGCUAAGAUGAUGGUUGCUUGUCUGCUUCUCUCCAGCAUCUGGACCAUUGCAUCAGGCUCGGUGAAAGUGAUGCACAGAAAGGUCCAGUCAGUCCAGGUAGGAGGAAACGUUACAAUUUCAUGCCAGUCAGUCAUGAAAGAAGAUGUGCUACAGGUGACCUGGCAGAAGGAAACAGAUGGACCUGAAGACAACAUAGCAACUUACAGUAAAAUGAAUGGCCAAAAGAUAGCAAAGGGUUACGUUGGCCAUGUGAGCUUUGCCCACAGUGAGUUACAAGCCUCGGCUAUCUCCCUUCGUGGAGUCACCCUCCAAGAUGAAGGAUGCUACAAGUGCAUCUUCAACACGUUCCCCUUGGGGGCUGUCACCGGCAGAACGUGUCUCAAUGUUUACGUGAUCUCAAAUCCCAAAGUGGAGGCUAAGCUUAUAUCCAGUCCAGACAAACCUGAAAACUCUGAGAAAAUGGUGGGGAUGAGCUGCUCAGCAACAGGGAAGCCAGCUCCAAAAAUUACCUGGCACCUUCCCAGGAUCCUGCAGCAGAAACCGAGGGAGUACCACAUCAGGCUCAGCAACCAGACUGUGACUGUCAUCAGCAAUUUCACCCACGCCCACUCCAAAAUCCUCCAGGAAUACCCGAUCACCUGUGUGAUCCAACAUCCCUCCCUAAACAGGACCCUGGUCCUGCCCAUUGAUAGCCUGGCACAAGGUCCAGACAGAAGCAUGGCACCGGCCAUUGCUGUUGUGUUGGGGGUGCUGGUCCCCCUGACUUCCCUUCUCUUUCUCGUCUGCCUCCUCAUCUGCUGCCUCAGACACCUAUAUGACCCAGAAAGAAACCUAACCUGGCCAUGUUGGGUCCUUCAUGCCUGUACCAAAGCCAAGAAGGGUGGGCAGCACAGAACUGCAGGCAGGUGGGCUUCAACGGUGCCUCCCAGCCCUGGUGUGACGCUGAGCAGCUGGCCACCCUAUGUGUGCGAGAGAGAAACUUCUUGCAGCAGCAUCUUGGGAUUCCAGCAAACCUCCUGUGACCUACUCUGAGGGAAACGCCAAUAAGGACUAUUUAUAACAGAUAUUUAUUUAUUUUGUUUCACUAUAAUAUUCUGUUUUGUGGAAAAAAGCUAUGAAGUAUUUAUUUGAGACUCUAACUGGCUGUGUGGAUCUGCAUAAUGAAACUCAUGCUUUGUAUUGUAUGGGAUUCUGAAUGUUAUGUUUAGUCCUUUUGAAUAUUUUAACAUUGUAAGCUCAAAACAGGAUGAGGGACUGUCUGGAACAGGGCAGCCAAAGAAGACCCUCACCAGGAGCCAGGGUGCAGAAAACCCGUGGAGCAGACUAUUGCCCUGCUGUGAGCUUCAGGGGUUUGAACUUAUUCCCCAAAGGGCAUGAAAGAUCAUGCCAAGACUGUGACCAGCCUGAACUUGUAAUCCCUGCACCGGGAGUGACAUGCUUCAAGCCAGGAUUCAUCAGGAAUGAGGAAGCUGCCAAGUCCAACUUCACCAGCCUUUCCUAGAAAGUAAUGUAAAAAUAGAGAGCACUUAGAGGUUUCCACUCCCCCCCUUUUUUUUUUUUUUUUGCAGUUUCCACAGUGCACUUGUUAAUUUACCUAAUCUACCACAGAGGUCUUUUGUUCCCAGACUUCUCACCUGCCCGCAGAAGGAAGCAGGGAAAUAAAAGCACAGUUGGAGGGACAGUAGGCUGCCUAGUGGAUCUUGUGCAUGUUACAGUGUAGUAGCUGGGGAGUGCAGUGGGAAGCAGGAGGCUGAUGACAGGCAGGAUUAAGUGGUGUGAUGCUGCACGUGAGCAGAUAUACAGCAGCACAGGACAACAAGAGUUACCUAUCACUAAAAUACAUGGCUUAUAGCCUAUAGGUCAGAUUUGAGCGGUUCUGGAAUUCCCUGAAUACUGCCUUAUGCUUAUGAAAUCUUUCCCUGCAGAACCAGGGAGGCAGAAAUGACCACUUCCCCCAGCUGAUGUGGUCUUGUGGGCAGCAAGAAAAUGGCUGGUGGGGACCGUCGUCUCCUCUUCUCUUGGAUUCCCAGAGCAGGUGCAUAAUACCUGUUUUUUCCUUGCCCAUCAAUUUCAAAUGUGCAUCCAAGAUGAAUCAGACUGAGUUGUAGCCAGAAGUCCAAGUAACCUAAAAAUGAAAGAGAGUGGGGUAGUUGAGAAUGAGUAAACCCAGUCUUUGUCAUAAAAUGCUUUUUUAGGCUCCCUAACAGUAACAGAACAGCUAGUGAGUAUGGGGAAAGUGGAACUGGCUGCAACAGUCACAACUGGGAAUUUUUCUCCUGAGCCCCGUAAUUGUCAAAGGACGAAGCCACAUUUUUUCCAAGCUUUCCCUCUGUUGUGGCUUAAUUUCCACCACCUCUGCAGGGGGAAGGAGCUGGGGGUAGAAACACGUUUUCUCCACAUUAGCGGUUCAUGGGGAGCAAGACGCAGGCAAGAGGGCAGAGAUCAGCCAGACCCUGGCAAUCCUCCUGAACAGGCUGUGCAAACUCAGACCUUGCCACUCAGCAGAGUCCACACUUAUGCUUCAGGCCAGGAUUGGAGAUGGGUUUUUGAGUUUUAGAGGAAGGUUUUCACUAAAGUUUAAACCAAUGGGUGGGUUGUUUGUUUGUUUGUUUGUUUGUUUUAAAAAAAGAGAGAAAUUAGUCUCUGGCUGAAUCAGAGAUUCUGGAGAGUGGUAAUGAAAAGGAUUUUCAGAGAAAAGAGAGAAAGGCAUAAAGGUGGCAAUGAAACUUUGUACACCCAGGAAGAUUGCAGAGUUUACCUAUGAUUAUUUUCUACAAGCUGAUCACCUGGAUUGGGGAAAAGCAGGGUUUGGAGUCAUAAAAGUGUCUGUUUACGUGCACAAUUGUGAUUUGUUUUACUAUUUAGCCAAAUGCAGAACUAUGAAAACCUUUUGUAAGUUUCUCCUUAAGAGCACAAUAGGACUAGAGACUGACUGAAAGAGUAGGGUAGCUUACAAACAUGCUGUACAGGAAAGGAAAAUCUUACUAAUCUGUCUUUCACAGUAUUAGAAUGAGGUCAGCAAAUGACAUCCGAAGGCAGAACACUUAAAACCAAUAUAUGUAUUUGCCUUCAUGCUAUACAAAGCCAGCUACUAAAAUGCAGUGCCAUAAAGUGCCAUAUGCUAGUGCUGCAGAGUUAAUGGAGUGUGUAAUGUACACUAUGUAUAAUUAACUGACUGUUAGCUAGGAAAAAAAGACUAUGAAAUAGACACAAACUACCUUUCAGGAGACAAACAAGCGUGUGACUGAGGUGACCAGAAGUUUUUACUGUGGGUGAGUAACAUCAUAACUGUCUUUCUGAGAUUUCUUUUUGAUUAUCUUGUGCUUGUUUGAGUGGUUAUCUCUGUUACCAAUUUGGUAGUGAUUCUUUGGAGGUUAUAUUUCAGAAGGGUUUAUAUAGAUACUUAUUAUGUCUUCUAAUAAAUAGUAUCUAGCCCAUAAAAUGUUGCAAAUUUUGAAUAGGUCUUGAGAAGUAAAAUUAAAACUGAUAAGAAAUUAAAGUGAAA